Molecule: messenger RNA, 2766 nt
Organism: Pungitius pungitius (ninespine stickleback)
Lineage: Eukaryota; Metazoa; Chordata; Actinopteri; Perciformes; Gasterosteidae
Product: phosphatidylinositol 5-phosphate 4-kinase type-2 beta
Exons: 10
Coding region: 490-1728 (412 amino acids)
Biological process (GO): phosphatidylinositol phosphate biosynthetic process
Cellular component (GO): plasma membrane
Molecular function (GO): 1-phosphatidylinositol-4-phosphate 5-kinase activity; 1-phosphatidylinositol-5-phosphate 4-kinase activity
Source: RefSeq, a predicted model, not a curated record
GACUGACAACAAUCUCAGGCCAGGCGCAUCAUGAUGGGAUUACUCCCCAACAAGUAACACGGCAUCACACCAGUUCUGCGUUGCACAAGUUGAGGGGGGAAAGGAGAGGAGCAGUCCGGCGGGCGUUCACCAUUCCGGGCUGUUGUUGUUGUUGUUGUUGGGGGGUUUUUUUUGGGGGGGGGGGGGGGCGGAGGGGAGGUUUAAAGAGAGAGGCAGCGCUGUAGCCCGAUGACCGGCUAGCUGCUCUCUGGACUCCACCGCGGCCUGCUCGGGAGGAGGAAGGGUGGUGACGGCGCAAAAUGCUCUACCGCUGACUCCCAAUAAGACCAGAGACUCGCUGCGAGUCAGACGACGAACAAGAUGCACUUGUAGAUUUUUUUUUUCUUCUUUUUUUUUUUAAACCGCCCCUUAGCUUCCCGGUUUUCGUGUGGUGAGGCGGUGCACGGCAGUGAGCGCUGUCUCGCGGACCCUACGUUCUCAGCCUGAGACAUGUCAUCCAACUGCACGAGCGCGGCGCCUGUCAGCGCUAGCAAAACCAAGACGAAAAAGAAGCAUUUUAUAGGACAGAAAGUGAAAUUAUUCCGUGCAAGUGAGCCCAUUCUCAGCAUUUUAAUGUGGGGGGUCAACCACACGAUUAACGAGUUAAGUAAUGUGCCUGUACCAGUAAUGCUGAUGCCAGAUGACUUUAAAGCCUACAGUAAGAUCAAAGUGGACAACCACCUAUUUAACAAAGAAAACCUGCCUAGUCGCUUUAAGUUCAAAGAGUACUGCCCCAUGGUGUUCAGAAACCUGAGGGAGAGGUUCUGCAUUGAUGACCAGGACUACCAGAACUCUCUAACGAGGAGCGCCCCGCUCAACAGCGAUUCCCAGGGUCGCUUCGGCAACCGCUUCCUGUCCAGCUACGACCACCGUUUUGUUAUUAAAACAGUGUCCAGCGAGGAUAUCGCUGAGAUGCAUAACAUCCUUAAGAAAUAUCACCAGUUUAUAGUGGAGUGUCAUGGCAACACGCUGCUGCCACAGUUCCUGGGCAUGUACAGGCUAACGGUGGACGGGGUAGAAACGUACAUGGUGGUGACCCGGAAUGUUUUCAGCCACCGCCUCACCGUACACCGCAAAUAUGACCUGAAGGGUUCUACGGUCUCAAGGGAAGCCAGUGACAAGGAGAAGGCAAAAGAACUCCCAACUUUUAAAGACAACGACUUCCUGAAUGAAGGCCAGAAGCUGCAGAUAGGAGAUGACACCAAGAAAUACUUUUUGGAGAAGCUAAAACACGAUGUAGAGUUCCUGGCCACUCUAAAGAUCAUGGACUACAGUCUCCUGGUGGGAAUCCAUGAUGUGGAGCGGGCGGAGCAGGAGGAGAUGGAUGUGGAAGGUGUGGGGGAGGAGGAGGAGUACGAGAACGACGGGAUGGGCGGAGGCGUUCUCACCGGCUCGUUCGGGACGCCUCCCGACAGCCCCGGAAACCCUCUCAACUGUGGAGGAUUCUUUGGCCCCGGGGAGUUCGACCCCUCUGUGGACGUUUACGCAAUCAAGAGCCAAGACAGUGUUGAGAAGAAGGAGGUGUACUUCAUGGCUAUCAUCGACAUCCUCACACACUAUGACGCAAAGAAAAAAGCUGCACAUGCUGCCAAAACUGUGAAACACGGGGCGGGGGCAGAAAUAUCGACGGUGAACCCAGAGCAGUACUCCAAGCGAUUCUACGAGUUCAUGUCCAACAUCUUGUCAUAGACUCAUCUCCCAGUCCAGCCAGCCACCUCCUGUCAUAGACUUAUUUCUCUUCUCCUUCACCCUCAGUGUAGGUCCAUCUCUACGCCCAGAAUAGAAACCCCACCAGUGUCCUCCAACAGCCAGCCUCAGUCUGGCAGGACGGAUGCAGCCCGCCUGUUACACCGUUCCAAGCACACACACACACACACAGACACCUCCCCAACUCCCUCAUCUAUGAGCCGACUGCAAAAACUCAUGAAACCGCUCACUGAAUUUGUUCGGAAUGAUAAUCUUGCUGUUCUUUUUUUUAAAUAUUCUGCCUCCCAGUUCUCCUCCGCCACCUUGUUACUCCUCACGCCAGCACGGAAACAGUCUCACUAAUGCCUUGAACGAGUGUGUCAGCUUCAGCCGUUAACGGUCCUUCAGUACAGUCUCUUUUGUUUCUGUUCAUGUCGUUGUUGUUCUUCUCAGUUCUAUUAGACACAAACACACACACAAACACACAGAUGUAAACAACUUUUACGGGCGCUGAAUGGUCCGACUGCAUGACCGACACUUUGAAAGUUGCCGGAGGGCUUCUCUCACAGUACCAACAAAAGAAUCAAAAGCACUGCUGACAAAUUUUAACGGGGGAUAUACACUUUAAUAGAUAAUGGUGUAUUAAGUAAAUGAAUGCAAUAUCAAAAAUGCAUGGCUGAUGUGUACAUGAGAUUCCACCAGUAAGUCAAAACAUCAUACCACUGAACUUCUACGUGUUAUGACAGAAGAAAAAAAAGAUAAAAAUUGGUGUUUGGAUGUUACGUUGCCAUAUUGUUUUUGACUACUUUUACAAUUUUAACCGUGAGCUUGGUGGAGGUUGGUCUAAGAAAGAUAUUCACAUAGAAAGGGGAAUUCUGCAGCAAAUACUUGUUUUAUUACCAUAAUGAUCAUUUUUAUAUCUUGUUUACAUUAAUGUAGCAAUUUUGUGUUUGUAUACAGUAUUGUUUUGUUACCAACAGACAUUAGAGAAAAAGGUUACUUGAAAAUGAUUCAUUGCAUAUUAAAGGGAGUUUUAUCUUG